Messenger RNA from Pogonomyrmex barbatus (red harvester ant), 966 nucleotides. RefSeq names its product ATP synthase subunit b, mitochondrial (gene ATPsynB). The record is from RefSeq and is a predicted model, not a curated record. NCBI's taxonomy places the organism in Eukaryota, Metazoa, Arthropoda, Insecta, Hymenoptera, Formicidae. Gene Ontology annotation, molecular function: proton-transporting ATP synthase activity, rotational mechanism. Gene Ontology annotation, biological process: proton motive force-driven ATP synthesis.
UCAAUCUGAAUUUGCCAUUACUGUUCUUUCGGGCAUGGUGUUCGCUGUGGUUAAUAUUGGCUGCAAGUGAUAGACAUUUGAUACAAAAUGCUGUCAAGAUUGGCUUUUCGCAAUGCUCAGUUGAUGUCUGUGGCUGUGCGUGGAACUCAAAGUGCUUCGUCAGUAGCUGUAGAGCGUCCCAAACGCUUGAUUAAUCCAUCUCCAGUUAGACAUGGAUUUAUACCUGAAGAAUGGUUUCAGGCAUUUUAUCCAAAAACUGGUGCAUCAGGCCCUUAUGUAUUUGCCAUAACUGUGAGCACUUACUUACUUUCCAAAGAAAUUUAUGUUCUAGAACAUGAAUUUUAUAAUGGGUUAUCACUACUCGUAAUAUGUGUAGCAAGUGUAAAAUUAUUUGGCUCGAAAGUUGCACAGGCAUUAGAUAAAGAAGUGGAUAAACUUGAUAAAGAACUUGAAGAUACUAGAACUAAUGAAAUAGCUUUUUAUGAGGAGUCAAUUGCACAUGAAAAAAAAGAGCAAUCAAACUUGGAUGGACAGAGAAUGAUAAUGGAUAUUAAAAAGGAGAAUAUCAAGAUGCAGCUGGAAGGAACUUACAGAGAACGUAUGAUGCAGAUCUAUGAAGAGGUAAAGAAGCGUCUUGACUAUCAAGUACAAAUACAAACUCUCGAGCGUCGACUCGCACAGAAACAUAUGGUGCAAUGGAUUGUGAAUGCUGUACUAAAAUCUAUCACUCCUGAACAGGAAAAGGCGACUCUAUUGCAAUGCAUCAAAGAUCUUGAUGGUCUUGCCGCGAAAGCGUAAAGUGUCGCAGUAUAUUAAAUUAGAUAAAAUAGAAAUAAUGGCAUAAAGGAAACGUCAUCACCAAACAACAUUCACUUUGUGCACUUUCUUAAAUAUUAUUUCCAAAUAUUUAAAAUGGUCGAAACGUUAUAAAUGAAUAAAUGCCAUGUUAUAACAGUACAGUGUAAA